AUGGGCAACUGUAUCUCCUCCUCUCAAGACCGCAUCGAGAAGGCCAAGUCCGACGAGAUCGACCGCCAGAUUGAGGAGGACUCGCGCAAAUUUCGCAAGGAAUGUAAAAUCUUACUGCUUGGUUCCGGCGAGUCAGGAAAGUCGACGAUUGUGAAGCAAAUGAAGAUAAUCCAUCAAAACGGAUUCACGCCCGACGAAUUGAUGUCGUACAAGGCAACUAUCUUCAAGAACACGCUCGACAGCGCCCAGGGGAUAGUUCUGUUCAUGAGAAAGAUCAAUGUUGACUGCGAGCUUCCUAAUAACCGGGUGAACGCCGAUCGGAUACUAGACUGGCGAGCAGACAACUUCUCGGAGGAGGUGGCCCUCGCCAUCUCGCAGUUCUGGCAAGACCCCGUCAUUCCCUCGAUCAUGGACCGGAGUAGCGACUUCUACCUUAUGGACUCGGCCUCUUAUUUCUUCAGCGAGGUCAAGCGGAUCGGCGGGCAGGAUUACUGCCCCACGGAGACGGAUGUGCUGCGCGCAAGAGCGAAGACGACGGGUAUUACAGAGACUCGAUUUAACAUGGGGCAGCUCUCGGUGCACAUGUUCGACGUCGGUGGUCAGCGCUCGGAGCGGAAGAAAUGGAUCCACUGCUUCGAAAGCGUCACCAGCAUCAUCUUCUGCACGGCGUUGUCGGAGUACGACCAGGUCCUCCUCGAAGAGCGGAACCAGAACCGCAUGGCUGAGAGUCUUAUUCUUUUCGAGAGCGUCAUUAACUCUCGGUGGUUCCUCCGGACGUCGAUCAUCUUGUUCCUGAACAAGAUCGACGUGUUCAAGACUAAACUCCCAAAGGUCCCAUUGGAGCGCUACUUCCCGGAAUACACUGGCGGCAGUGACAUCAACAAGGCCGCGAAGUAUAUCUUGUGGAGGUUUAUGCAGGCGAACCGGGCGAGGCUCAGCGUUUACCCCCACCUUACGCAAGCGACCGACACGUCAAAUAUCAGGCUAGUGUUCGCGGCGGUUAAGGAAACAAUUCUCCAGAACGCGCUGAAGGACGCUGGCAUCCUGUAG
Molecule: messenger RNA, 1050 nt
Organism: Coniophora puteana RWD-64-598 SS2
Lineage: Eukaryota; Fungi; Basidiomycota; Agaricomycetes; Boletales; Coniophoraceae
Product: heterotrimeric G protein alpha subunit
Exons: 7
Coding region: 1-1050 (349 amino acids)
Biological process (GO): adenylate cyclase-activating G protein-coupled receptor signaling pathway
Cellular component (GO): heterotrimeric G-protein complex
Molecular function (GO): GTPase activity; G-protein beta/gamma-subunit complex binding; G protein-coupled receptor binding
Source: RefSeq, a predicted model, not a curated record